This is a messenger RNA of Colletotrichum chrysophilum, 921 nucleotides long. RefSeq lists its product as uncharacterized. The transcript has a single exon. NCBI's taxonomy places the organism in Eukaryota, Fungi, Ascomycota, Sordariomycetes, Glomerellales, Glomerellaceae. The coding region runs from base 1 to 921 and encodes 306 amino acids. The record is from RefSeq and is a predicted model, not a curated record.
AUGAGGUACUCCAUUCUUUCAUUCCUUCUCGCGGUCCUCGUCUCGCUCGCGGUGGCACAAACUCCCACCGCGACGGACACUGCUGAGACAACCACGGCAGCCGACCAACAAUCCUCAACACCACAAGCAAGCGGCUCCGCGACUACCCCAACCUCGACAGCUGCGCAAGGAACCAGAACAAAUGGUAGCGGCGGGGGUGGAACGACCACGGCCCCGUCCAGCACACCUCCUGCGGAUGUCUACCUCAAGGUCCCUGAGCUCUCCGUCGGGCGCAUCGAGCUCGACGUCGACAACCUCAACGCCGAGAUCAAUCUCGCUGCAGAGGUUGCCAAGCUCGUAACUAUCAAUGCUGGCGUGCAGGUCGGCAUCGAGAAGGUCAACAUCACCAUUGCUGACGUUUCAGCGGAGCUCGAGCUUGUCAUCCGCCUCGGUAAUCUUGUCGACAUUGUCAACCGUACCUUGGCAUCCCUCGACCUGAACCCGCUCCUGAUCAACCUCCUCGACACAGUUGGAGAUGUCGUCGACGACGUCAUCGGCGCCGUGGAUGGUCUUCUCGGCUCUAUCGUCAACGGCGACACCAAGAUCAACUUCCUCAUCGACAACCUCGGCAACAUUGUGCAAGAGGUCACCAACGCUGGCAGUAGCGCUCUUAGCAGCAUCAUUGGCAACUACCAGCAGAACAUGACUUUCACUGGAUCUCAGACGGACCUCGGCAAUGGCUUGGUUCAAAAGGUCUACGAGUAUGCUCCGCUAAGCUCGUUAGUCAAUAUAGUCUUCAACACGCUCGGCCAAGUUGUCCGAGCUACGGUUGUGAAGGGUGGAUCAACAGGAACUUCGACUACUUCGGGCACUACGGCGGCAGCCACAUCUGCUGCAACAAGUGCUGCACCUGUCACGACGACAGCGGCGGCUAGCACGUAG